Phyllostomus hastatus (greater spear-nosed bat) is the source of this 1230-nucleotide messenger RNA. RefSeq names its product sperm associated antigen 4 (gene SPAG4). Gene Ontology annotation, molecular function: protein-membrane adaptor activity. Bases 1 to 1215 code for a protein of 404 amino acids. The transcript is spliced from 11 exons. Lineage: Eukaryota; Metazoa; Chordata; Mammalia; Chiroptera; Phyllostomidae. Gene Ontology annotation, cellular component: meiotic nuclear membrane microtubule tethering complex; nuclear envelope. Gene Ontology annotation, biological process: nuclear envelope organization. The record is from RefSeq and is a predicted model, not a curated record.
AUGCGGCGGAGCCCCCGCCCAGGCUCGGCCGCGUCCCCGCACAAGCACGCGUCCAACUUCUACAGUGACAACAGCAACAGCUCAGUGAGCACUACCUCGGGGGACACCAGCGGCCACCGGUCAGGUGGGCCGGGGCCCGGGGAGCCCGAGGGCAGAAGAGCCGAGGGCUCGAGCUACAGUGAGCCCGUCUUGAGCUCAGGAGUGCCCGGAGGAACCGCAUGGGAUGGAAGCUCUCGGCAGAAACCGGCGCAGCGGAGCCACAAAGUGCCGACCACCGGUGGCGCGGCUACCGUGAGGGGCGGGGCCUCGGGCCUAUUUUUCCAGGUGCUGAGCGUGUUUUUAUCCCUGCUAGGAGACAUGCUGGUCAGUGUGUACAGAGAGGUCUGUUCCAUCCGCUUCCUGCUCACGGCUGUGUCCUUGCUGAGCCUCUUUCUGACAGCACUCUGGUGGGGUCUCCUGUACCUGGUCCCUCCUUUGGAGAACGAACCUGAGAUGCUGACCCUAAGCGAGUACCACGAGCGCGUGCGCACCCAGGGGCAGCAGCUGCAGCAGCUCCAGGCUGAGCUGGAUAAACUCCACAAGGAGAUGUCCAGCGUUCGCGCAGCCAACAGCGAGAGGGUGGCCAAGCUCGUAUUCCAGAGGUUGAAUGAGGACUUUGUGCGAAAACCCGACUACGCGCUGAGCUCUGUGGGAGCCUCCAUUGAUCUAGAGAAGACAUCCCGUGACUACGAGGACGCGAACACUGCCUACUUCUGGAAUCGCUUCAGCUUCUGGAACUACGCGCGGCCACCCACGGUUAUCCUGGAGCCAGAUGUGUUCCCUGGGAAUUGCUGGGCUUUUGAGGGCGACCAGGGCCAGGUGGUGAUCCGGCUGCCAGGUCGAGUGCAGCUGAGUGACAUCACCCUGCAGCAUCCACCUCCCAGCGUGGCGCACACCGACGGAGCCAACAGCGCGCCCCGUGAUUUCUCAGUCUAUGGCCUCCAGGUUGAUGACGAAACUGAAGUUUUCUUGGGAAAAUUCACCUUCGACGUGGAGAAAUCUGAGAUUCAGACUUUCCACCUACAGAAUGACCCCCCAGCUGCCUUUCCCAAGGUGAAGAUCCAGAUUCUAAGCAACUGGGGCCACCCCCAUUAUACGUGCUUGUAUCGAGUCCGGGCCCAUGGCAUCAGAAUCUCAGAGGAAGCAGGGGACAGUGGCACAGGGGAGCCCAAUUAAACAUGCUGAUUGUUA